Molecule: messenger RNA, 858 nt
Organism: Aedes albopictus (Asian tiger mosquito)
Lineage: Eukaryota; Metazoa; Arthropoda; Insecta; Diptera; Culicidae
Exons: 2
Cellular component (GO): nucleus
Molecular function (GO): zinc ion binding
Source: RefSeq, a predicted model, not a curated record
AUGAUCCAAAAAGUGACGAGAAGUUUAAAUCUUCACAUAGAAAAGUUUCCGCCAAGCAUGGCCACCAGGUGCUGUGUGGUGACCGGCUGUCCAGCAUCCAACCAGGACUUUGGCACAUUUCUAUUUAGCUUUCCAAAGGCGCCGAAACUACGCCAACAGUGGAUCGAUGCUUUGGGGAAACCGGAAAGCUGGAUCGUCCCGGAGCCGGCCUUCAUCUGUUGGAGUCACUUCGAUAGCCGGGCCAUCCAGCAGGAUGAAUCCGGGUUUCGACGCACGGCGGACGCCGUACCGUCAAAGUAUCUGAACAAUGGCCAACUGGAGUACAACUCAGACUACUAUUGUCGGUUCUGUGCCCGAAGGCUGUUCAGUGAGCUGAUGGGUAAUAGUAUUGACGAGAUGAAUCGAUCGGUUGAUGGUAGGAAGUUUCUUGGCCUACUAUUACCUGAGGAGGAAAGCUGUGAUUUAUCCAAGUUGGCAUGUGACGAGUGCAUCAGGCACAUUCAGCUGACGAUGAGAUUCAUUCGAAACUGUGCAAAGGCAACUAAGGAAUUGGAUGACAUUGCCAAAUUCCGCUCCGAAAGGAACCUGGUGCCUGCCAAAGAGGAAAUCAAAACCGAGCUGGAUGAAUUUGGAGAAAUUCCACUGAACGAGAGUCUCCACUCGGAGGUGAAAAUCGAAGCAUCGAGCCUAGGAGGCGACGAUUUUGCCGACUCAGACGAUGAGGAUGAUGAUGAUGUUCCGCUGGCAGUGCAGUUCAAACAAGAACUCAAGGAAAAUGAUUUCAAAUGUUCAUACUGUUCGUUUAGUAGCAAGAAACGGAUUCAACUGUCUAGUCACAUGAAGAAGCAUCGAGACUUG